This is a messenger RNA of Recurvomyces mirabilis, 6414 nucleotides long. RefSeq lists its product as uncharacterized. Gene Ontology annotation, cellular component: cytoskeleton. Bases 1 to 6414 code for a protein of 2137 amino acids. The record is from RefSeq and is a predicted model, not a curated record. The transcript has 2 exons. Lineage: Eukaryota; Fungi; Ascomycota; Dothideomycetes; Mycosphaerellales; Teratosphaeriaceae.
AUGUCCAACUUGGACGAACAUCUGGCACUGCCAUCGUCGCCUCCCACCGCCGAGUAUGAUAUCACAGUAGAUUCAUCCUCACAGUCCUCACAAUCGCGUGGCCGUCUUCCUACACAGCACGAGCGGCUUCUCAGCCCCGAACACGUUCAGCGCUUCCCACCACGAACACCAGCCAGCACCACUCGAAGCAGGUACAGAGACGACAGCUCGGAGUACUAUACCGCAGUUUGGGGCUCGCCAUACGAAAGGUCGCCCUCACCUACGCCUUCCGCCCGCACGGCAUUGUCUGAGCAAGCGAGGAGUGAAGACCAGCAUAUCUUGUCUUCGCCUCUCGCCAGCUUUGGCCUCGAGCAUCUGAUCCCGAGUCGGUUAGCGAACCAAUAUCGACACCAGACUAGCCAGUCUACUGCAUCCUUGACACCAGCGCUUGGUCUAGGCAUCAUCUCAGACGAGGACGAUUCGCAUACCCCCCGCUCCCGAACUAAACGUUGGAUCCAGCUCCCACGGAGCCAGACGCUCGAGAAGCCGGACUGGUGGCGCGACGAAUCGCAUUCGAACACUAGCUCUGAGAAGGAAACACAGUCUCACGAGCCUGCAACCGCUUCUGCUUCAGCUUCGGCGGCAGUCGACUUCGCUCGUCCAAGGUCGAAGGGACAUAACACACGUGAAGAUAAUCGGACGUUGAAUCAGCAGACCUUUCUGAAUAUUGUCCGCGGUGGGAAGGAGGACGAGAUGGCGAGUCUCUAUGCUUCGAGGUGGGCUGCUACGCCGCCGCCUGAGAUUGCUCGGGAGUUGGAUACGAAGGCGGAGCAGAUCCAGGAGCAGUCGAGGGAGGACGAGAUGACUCCGCCUGUGGAUGAACAGGAGACUGCGGUCAGGGGCUUGGAGGCUGUUGAGGUAGAGGGUGCGAAAGAUGACGUAACUGAGGCCACGGGAGCCGGCGAAGCAGCCGAGGGGCUACCAGAGAGCACAAAUAAGAAACCGGAAGGUGAGGACAUGGGCGAGAGCAGCGAGCAGGCCCCGCAAGAAGACGAAAUUGCCAGCAGUGUACGAGAACCGCCACCCCAAUGGAGUCGCCUGGAGCUGCCGAAACUGACCAGGAAGCGUGUCAGCUGGCGUGGCAAGAAUCUCAUCGUCUGCGUGCCGAACUCUGAUUUUGCGACGCUUGGUCUGCCCACACCCAUGAGCGAGGCAGAAACGCACGCUCGACUGAAGGCGUUCGAGGAUGAUGGCUACGAUAUCACCGGCUUUAGAUUAUCGCAUGAUCUCAGUGACCCGGGUCUUCUCGCGCACGCCCGUGCUAUCUACCCCGACGAAGGUGAGAUGCGAUCACAGGCUAGCCAGCGCCAACCCAGGGUUUCUUUGCCCGAUCUAAACAAGCUCAAGGAGGAUAUGGACAAGCUCAUCGAGCAGAAGCUCGCAGCUUUGGGUGUGGGUCUAGUGGGCGAAGAGCCACCACUACCCCCGGCAAUGCAAGCGCCGAGUAUGCAAGACACGUCACGACACUCAUCUGGCCAGUAUCCGCCUCUACCAUUCUCUCCCCCACUCCCUACUGGGUCUGCUGGCAGUAUGGGUCGUCCGCCUAUGAUACGCGGCCAUUCGCAUACAAUGUCCGUAGCUUCUCCUAUAUCGCCGGGAGUGGGCCCUUUCGGCCACAUGCACAGGCAUUCGACAUUCUCGGGACCUAUGGGCUAUCCUCAAUUGCAGACUCAGCAGCUACCGCAGCAUUCGCCUGUUCUUGGGAUGCAAGCCUUCUCACCACAAAAUCAAUUCGCGAUACCAGGUUUCUCACGCGGCGCUUCGCCUGCUCAGGUAGCAGCUCUGCGACAGGAUCUUGGUGCACUUCGGGGCCCUGGCUCACCACUUGCGCAGCAGAUGUUUGCAACACAAUCGCCUCAGGAUUACAGCAGAGGUCUUGUGCAAGACCAGAGACAACGUCAGCACGGAUACUCACAAUCUGUACAGCAUCCGGCUUCGUUCAAGCCUUUCGUGCCUCAGAUGGCUGCUGCGCAGCAGACGCCAGUCCUCCCCGAACUGCCAGAAGAGGACGAUGAGGAUGAGUUGCUCGAACCAGCGACCCAGCCAGAGAGUGCGACGGCCGAGACUGAGCCGCCGGCUUAUGUGCCCCCCCACAAGAGGGCACAGAUCAAUGCUGAUGUAGCCAUUCCUACACCUACGAGAGGACACCGUCAUAAUAUUAGUGAGGGCCUGGAGCGUGAGCUUCUCGAAGCUGAGCACCGUCAUGACGAGGAGCGCAAUAAUUGGAUCGAGGUCACGACCACUGAGGAUGAUUCUAACCAAUCGCUUGAUGAGCGGAGACAGCCUGCGCAGCUAAGAACAGUCGGCGAGAAAGAUCCAUCUGGCAACGAUGUGGAUGGGGAAGAGAGCCCACGGGCGCACAAGAAACGUCCCUCUCGCUUCAAUGUCUCUGCUCCAAGCUUUCACUUCAAUCCUACCGCGACCUUCCAGCCGACGGCACCAGCUUUCGCAUUCGGCGCUUCUGCUGGUCCCGAACCCACUGUUCCAAAGCAAGGUCACAACCGACAGACAUCCUCUGGCACGUUCAACGUCGCCGCGCCUGUUUUCAAGCCAACCCAGCCUAUCGCUAUUCCCAAGCAGCCAGAAUUCAGUUUCUCGGCUCAAGGCCCGUCAUUCAAGCCCGACGCUCCUGCUUUUGAGCCUCCAAAGAAGGAAGACUCUUCGCCACUUGCCAAUCGCACAGUGAUCGAUGACCUGCCGAGUAUCUUUGGCAAAGUCAAUAUUCCUAAUAUUGUCAAACCUGCGAAGAAGUCUAAGGCUGUCGCCAUUGUGAGACCGGACGUGGCUACUGAUUCUGGGGAGGAUUUUGAGGACGAGGACGGGAGGAUCACGCAGAGUGAGGAUAGGCUCAAGAGGCAACGCUUUGGUGGCGAUGAUGGGGAUGAGGUGCCGAGAUUUGCUGAGCCUACGCCUGUCCCUGAAGGCUUGGAACCCGAGGAACAGCCGGACCCUAAGGAAGCUGACGAUGCUGAAACCGCCGAGUCAACGGACGAGCCGGAUGGAUCUGUGCUUGAAGCUGCUGAGGUCGAAGAUGCAGAGCCUGCAGACGAACUCAAUAGUGCAGCAGAGAAGCCGGAGCCUGCCCCCAGAACGGUUCCUUACCACGGACACAAACCCUCGAGCUCACUCUCUGCGAUGGCCAAGCCCUUCGAACCUCCAGUACUAGGAGCCUCACUCGGCGGCCCUUUCAACCAGAACCAUGCUCACGACCUCUCCAUCAGUGAACUCGAGGAUGGCGAGAUACUCGAUGAUGAUGUGCCCGAAGUAUCACCUAUGCGGAUGGUCGAGCCACUACGACAAGAACUGUCUGCAGGGUUUGGGUCGUACACAUACCCCAGCAUUGGACGCAUUGGUGACGUCGCUCAUACCGAACCAUCGUUCGACGAGAUCGACGCAGUGAUGCGCCAACUCAAUGAAGCUGGACCUAGCGAUGAAGCGGAGGAGCCUACGGAACGUGCCAUGUCGCCUUUGCCGGACCUUGAGGAGACCUCGAUUCCAGGCGUUAGCUACAUACCCGGUUGGCCACGAAGCGACGCGCCCAGCCCGAGUCCGAGAAGGAAGUCCGUGCAGCAGCAGAUCCAUGCAGACUCAUCCUUUACGGUGCAUGACCGUACGGACAGCGGUGAGCAUGCUAUUGAAGGCUGGCCGCACGUCCAUAGACUCAACAGGGCUGAAGACGUGCCUACAAGCGAUUGGUCGGGUGUGCUGUCCCCUCCUGACGAGGAGAAGCUGCAGCAUCGCAGUGCUUUCUUCGACAGCCACAUCAACGAUGUGAUCGGCCGUGUAGUUGAGCAGAGGCUGCUGCCGCUUGAGGAGACGAUGCGGCAACUUCAGCAUGUCGUCGUCAAGCGUGCCAGCUCUGCUGACCGACCGUCACUGAAGCGCACGUCGUCCACUGUCGAGAGCGAUGCCGACGACGAGGACGAGCUGUCUGGCGACAACAAGCAGCGACCUGUGUCGCGAGGCAGGGACAAGCGGAUCGAUCAGAUCAAGGCCGCUGUCCUGGAAGUCAUGCGUGAGCAGAGUCCGAAACGCUCCCAGUCUUCUUACGAUCUGGCUGAUAUCCACACCAUUCUGGCUGACAUGAAAGUAUCCUUUGCAAGAGCAGCUUCGGCCAGUCUCGAGCUUGAAGACGUGCGUGCUGUGGUUGAAGACGUCUUGCAUCGCCAGAGCCAGGCUUUAGUGCCCAUGGUGACUGAGGACAACACUCGGAUGCAUAAGCGUGAGCUGUCUGAGCUCGAGGGCAGGCUCAAUGAGACGUUGGCUGGUGCUCUCGAGGAGGCCAACCACAGGCGUGAUGUGGAGGAGCGUGCAAGCGAGACACAGAGGAUGUUGCGUCUUGCUGAGGAGGAACUGACACUGCUUCGGGACUUGUCCCGCGGUGACGACGGUCGACUUGGUGCGUUGCAUGAAGAGCGCAAGGAAAUGCUCGACCGCGUUGAGAGGGCCGAGGCAGCUCAGAAACAGUCGGAGGAUCGUGCACAGGAAGUCGAGGAGGAGAACGAAGCAUUGCAAGCCACGCUUGGGGAGUAUCGCACUUCUAGCAACAAGUGGCGACAGGAUAUCGACCAUGGCGUCCAACAACGCGAAGAGUUCGAAGGUACAAUCUCCGCACUCGAGCGACAAGUCGAGGAGGCUCAAGACUCUAGCACCAGUAUGAGACGCAGACUCGAGAAACUUCAUGGUGAUAUGGCGAUGGCGGCAGGACAGCUUGCGAGUGAAAAGGCGGCUUGGAGGGCAAGAGAAGAGGAUUACCGUAGUCGAUGUGAGUCUCUAGAGGCUGCGCAAGCUGCUCAGGCUCGCGAGCGCCAUGAGCUUAACAAAGAGCUCCGGGUAUUGCGAGUUGGUCAAGCAGAGGCUACCGAUGCGAAGCGUGCACUGGAGCAGUCGACUACGUCCGGUGUUUCUCUUCGGGAGCUUGCUCAUCAGCUGAAGCAGGACCUUGCUGCCCAGCAAUCUGCCGCUGCUCAUCACGAACGCAACUUUCAUGAUGCCAAGGAAGCUGGCCGUGCAGAGGUUCAACGUACGCGUCUAUCCCUUGAGACUGAUGUUGAGACCGCCAACCGUCAAGUCAACAUUGUUCGGGCCGAGCUUGAAGGCCAGCUAGCCAAGGUGCGAUCUGAGCUUGACAAUGCACGACUCGAGGCGGAGACUACCAAGGCUAGGCAUGAGCGUGUUCUUGAGGAAGAGGAGACUGCUCAACGAGAGGCUCUCCGCAAAAUCAACCACUCAAGCAGUGUUGCACUUGACGAGGCACGCCAGAAGCACGGGCGCAUGUUCGAGGAUCUGCAGCUACAACAACAACGACAUCUUCAGCAUGCCAUUGAGGACAAAGAUCGGUCCGAGUACAUCCUGAAUGAGCGUCUUGGCCUGGCUGAUGCCAAGCUGCAGCAUGCUCAUGAUCGCAUCUUGCAUCUGGAGGAGAGACUCGAGGUCACGAAAUCUGCAGCGCAGGCCGCAGCUAUGAAUGCGCAGACCAGAGGUGUUUCGCCAAAGUCAAGAGGAUUGCCUGAGAAGAUCUCGCCACAAGCACUACGCGAGUCGAUCUUGGUCCUGCAAGAACAGCUGCAGGAACGCGAAUCGACAAUUGAACAGUUGCAGAGUCAAGUCGAUGACGAAGGCCCGGCAGUGCUCAAAGAGCGCGACUCCGAGAUAACUUGGCUUCGGGAAUUGCUUGCUGUACGCAGUGAAGACUUGACGGACUUGGUCAACACUUUGUCGAAGCCUACCUUUGACCGCAACGAUGUGCGUGACAUUGCUAUCCGGAUUCGUGCCAAUCUACAGAUGGAGCAGCAGGAGAAAGAGCGCUUUGGCUACCCACAGGGCUCGCUUGGUGGCCAGGCCUUGGCUAGCCUGUCAAGCUUCGCCACACCAAAAGCAGUAUCACUUACAUCCGCCUUCCAGAAGUGGCGGUCGAACAUGGAGAGCUCGGCACUGAAGACCGCACCAUCUAGGCCUGCCCUUCGUCCUCGAUCCAUGACGCCUUCCAAACCUCGACCAUCCUCCUCAAUGCCACCAAGCUACAUGGCCGGCUUGAUGACUCCUCCUGCCAGCAACCUCCGAAGCACACCAAGUCCAGAGGCCACGAAGUCGUUGCCUGCACCACGAUUGCAAAGCCGUAGGGCACCUCAGCCAUCGGCCGAUGGGUAUGCGGACGGUGCGCCGUCGCUUGAUAGCAUGGUGCCGACGUACAGCGAUGGACCUGCAACACCACUAUUCCGCGAACAGAGCUAUGAUCGCGAUGCCGAGGACAACGAACUCCACAUGCAAAACUUGGAGGACGAUGAUCUAGAUGUCGACGACGGGCAGCCACCUGCGUUUCGGUCCUUGGAGGCUGAGCUCGAUACGUCUGCCCGAGAUGAUACAAUUGCUUAA